Camellia sinensis is the source of this 955-nucleotide messenger RNA. NCBI's taxonomy places the organism in Eukaryota, Viridiplantae, Streptophyta, Magnoliopsida, Ericales, Theaceae. The record is from RefSeq and is a predicted model, not a curated record.
CCUCGGGUUUCUAUGGAUGAGUGUAGCUUCUGUCAUCAGAAAGGUCAUUGGAAACAUGCUUGUCCUAAGCUGGUGCAGCCCAAAGGCCGUUCACCUGGUCCACCAUCCUCUAAGCCAACAUCUUCGGGAUCUCGCUCAUCUGCCGCCUUUUCUGCACCAGUUUUUGAGAAUGGUCUAUCUUCCAAUAUGCAGUCUAUGUUUGAGCAGUUCAAGUCUUUCAUGGUGGCCAAUCCAACUCUUUCGUCCCAGGCUUCCGCUAUGACUACCACUCAAUUAGGUUUGUCUGGUUCAUCAUCCUCAGGAUCGGGUCUCCAAGAGGCAGAUUGGGAUCGGGCGUAGAGUUGGAGAACUAUAUAUCUUGGACAGCUUACAUGUUCCUUUAGAUGUGUCUUCUACUGCAUUGUCUUCUUUUUGUUUAAACAAUAAGUCCUCUUUAUUUUAUAUUUGGCAUUCUAGGUUAGGUCAUUUGUCGAGUGAUCGUUUGAGGAUGUUAGUUCAGUCUGGACAUUUAGGCCAUUUUCCCAUUGCUGAUAUUUCAGAGUGUCGUGGUUGUAAACUGGCUAAAAUGUCUACUCUUCCAUUUAAUAAAAGUAGUUCUAUUUCAUCUUCUCCUUUUCAAUUGGUUCAUACUGAUGUUUGGGGUCCUUCCCCUAUAGUUACUAAGGGAGGUUCGCAAUAUUAUGUAUCUUUUGUGGAUGAUUACAGUCGGUUUACAUGGGUUUAUUUGAUGACACGAAAAUCUGAUUUUUACAAAAUAUAUUCCAAUUUUCACUCCAUGAUUUGCACUCAAUUUUCCACCACCAUUAAAGUUCUUCGUUCUGAUUUGGGGGGUGAGUAUUACUUGUCUGAGUUUGAGGAGUUUUUAGCUACUCAUGGUACUAUUCAUCAGUCUUCUUGUUCAGAUACUCCUGCCCAAAAUGGUCGCGCUGAGCGCAAACAUCGCCAUCUCCUUGAU